Papilio polytes (common Mormon) is the source of this 1531-nucleotide messenger RNA. RefSeq names its product serine/threonine-protein kinase GA29083. Lineage: Eukaryota; Metazoa; Arthropoda; Insecta; Lepidoptera; Papilionidae. Gene Ontology annotation, biological process: intracellular signal transduction; protein phosphorylation. The transcript has 12 exons. Bases 176 to 1531 code for a protein of 451 amino acids. The record is from RefSeq and is a predicted model, not a curated record. Gene Ontology annotation, molecular function: ATP binding; protein kinase activity.
GCGCUGAUUUCCGCAGAUUUCCGUGUUUCAUGAAAUACAGGAUCACGAUUACUCCAAUAAGUUUUUGUAAUAUCAGCUUUCCUGGGGAAAUUAUAGAAUGAGACACGAUUAAGUGAUGUUUUUUUAUUAACUUGAUAUUUAUACUGUCUGUUACAACGUGCCAAGGAAAUACGGAAUGGAGAAUAACCUCAGUCGAAGUGGGAGCCGAUCGAGUUCUGUAUGUGAACUUGAGAAGGAUCUCAGCGAUAUGAAAAUAAUUAAAUCUAGGACAAAUCCACGCAAUACUGUGGGUUCCGCACGAAAAGCAAAACGAAUUAGAUUUUUUCGAAACGGUGACAAAUUUUAUUCCGGAGUUACGAUUCCAGUCUUGCCAGAACGAUACAGAUCAUUUGAUAGUUUGACUGCAGAUUUGACUAGGGCAUUAGUUGAUAAUGUUACUUUACCAAGUGGUGUAAGAACAAUUUAUUCACUUGAAGGUAGAAAAAUAGGAAAAUUAGAUGAUCUGGAGGAUGGACAAUCUUAUGUGUGCAGUGGUUUCGGCGAACCUUUUAAACGGUUAGAUUACGAAGCUAGUGCUAUAACGCCACAAUCUUUUAGACUUAGCGGCCCUGAGUCUUUAAAUGAUAGUGCCAGUCCGUCACCCGCAAGAGCUAACAAUAAACCGUCCCGUUACUCACUAACAAAUGGUAGCAAUAACACUACUGGUAAUGGGACGGCGCGAGUGAGUCCUGCGGGAGACAAUGUGGUCCGACCACGUAUAGUCACAAUUAUUAGGAAUGGAGUUAAACCACGGAAGGUAUGUAGGUUACUUUUAAACAAGCGGAACAGUCCGACGCUAGAGCACGCGCUGGCCGCCAUUACUGAGUGCAUCAAACUGGACACGGGAUGUGUGAGGAAAGUGUUUACACAAUCGGGUACUGCUGUCUCCGCUUUGCACCACUUCUUUGAGGAUGAAGAUGUCUUCUUUGCUUAUGGAAAUGAAAGGGUUAAUCAAGAAGAUUUUGAAUUAGAAUUUGAAGAAAGCAAAGCUGUCUUACAAUGCAGAAAAACCCCAAUCUCAAGAAAUUCCAGAUGUGGUCCGAAGCCGCGUAUGCCGGUGAAGGCGAGCGGCGCGGCGGCGGCGGCGGCGGGCGGCGCGGCGGGCGGGGAGAGUCGCGACGCGGAGCACGCCGCCGCCGCGCAGCUGCUGCCGCACCCACUACGACUGAAGUACUCCGUUGGAAAAAUUAUUGGCGACGGCAACUUUGCUGUUGUACGGAUAUGCAGAGACAAGAAUACCGGCAAGGAGUAUGCUCUGAAAAUAAUUGACAAAGCGAAAUGCAAAGGCAAGGAGCAUUAUGUAGAAGCUGAGGUCCGAGUAAUGAGAAAGCUAUGCCAUCCGCGCAUUGUGUCCCUUAUAGAGGAGCAAGACUGCCCCGAGUGGCUCUUCCUAGUUAUGGAACUUGUAGGCGGUGGCGACCUGUUCGACAGUAUAGACGAUUACGACGAGAGCUGCGACUUCCGCACGUGGUAUGACGAAGACUCGUCAUAG